AUGGCCUCGUUUGUCUUAUUCGGUGUCGGCUUCGUAGCCUACCUCCUCAUCGUCUGCAUCUAUCGACUGUACUUCCACCCGUUGAGCCACAUCCCCGGCCCCAGACUGGCGGCCAUCACCCACGGCUACGAGUUCUACUACGAUGUCAUCAAGAAGGGCACCCUCAUCUGGGAGAUCCAGCGACUCCAUGAGAUCUACGGCCCCAUCAUCCGCAUCAACCCCCGCGAGGUGCACAUCUUGGAUCCCGAGUACUACGAGGAGAUCUACGCAUCCAGCGCCCGGAGACGCCACAAGGACCCGGUCUUCCAGUCCCAGUUCAACGUGAUGAUGUCGUCCAUCUCCGCCAUCGAGGCCGAAACCCACCGCCAGCGCCGAUCCAUCUUUGACCGUUCCUUUUCCAAGCGCGCCAUUCAGAACAUCGAGGACUUUAUCCGCGGCCACAUUGACAAGCUUGUGUAUCGUUUUGAAGAGGCGCAGCGGGGUGGCGACGUCGUCCGACUGGAUACUGCGUUUGCUGCUCUGGCCUCGGAUCUCAUCCACGAGUACCUGUACGGCUACAACCCAGGGAACCUCGACCAGGAGGGCUUCAACGGCCAUGUCCGGGAUGGAAUCAAUGGACUCUUCCACGGCGCCCACCUGCUGUACUUCUUCCCGGCUCUGCACAUCAUCAUGGAUUCGUUGCCGCUCAGGCUGUGGGAGAAGCUGAGUCCACCGGUCUUUGCGCUGCUGAGCGAGAAGCACGAUCUGUACCGGCGAGGUGUUGAAGCACUGAAAGUGGCAGAUGUGCCCAGCGACAAGACGCCCGGCAAGCUGAUCCGCCACCUUACUGCCAGUUCGGUGCCAGCAGACCUGCGGGCUCCCGAUCGCGUGAUGCACGAAGGGUUCGCCAUCAUUGUCGGCGCCGUGGAGACGCAGACACGACCGCUGGCGGUGGCUGCCUGGCACAUCUACAACAGGGACGAUAUCCGAUCCAAGCUCCGUACCGAGUUGAAGACCAUCAUGCCCACGCCAGAUGCUCGACCUACCUGGACGGAGCUGGAGCAGUUGCCAUACCUCAGCAACGUCGUCAAUGAGUCCCUCCGUCUAGCGACGGGCAUUGCGGGCAGGUCCCCUCGCGUCGCUCCGAACGAAGCCCUGGUGUACAAGGGGAUAACCAUUCCGCCGGGGACGGUCAUGAGCCACAUCAACUACUUUGUGCUUAUGGACCCCGAGAUCUUCCCCAAUCCACACGAAUUCGACCCCGAUCGAUGGGCUCGAGCUGCCGCCAAAGGCGCCCGACUAGACAAGUACCUGGUGACCUUUGGCAAAGGAAGCAGGAUGUGUGUGGGACAGAACCUGGCUUAUGCUGAGAUGUUCCUGAUCAUCGCCACGCUGGUCCGUAAGUUCGACAUCGAGCUCUAUGAGACCCCAAAAGCCAACAUCGAGUUUGCUCGCGACUUUGGGACUCCGUUGCCCGAGGAAGGAGAAUUGAAUGUACGCGCAAAGAUCACGCGGAUCAUCACCGAGUAG
This is a messenger RNA of Aspergillus mulundensis, 1509 nucleotides long. Its product is annotated as cytochrome P450. Gene Ontology annotation, molecular function: oxidoreductase activity, acting on paired donors, with incorporation or reduction of molecular oxygen; monooxygenase activity; iron ion binding. NCBI's taxonomy places the organism in Eukaryota, Fungi, Ascomycota, Eurotiomycetes, Eurotiales, Aspergillaceae. Bases 1 to 1509 code for a protein of 502 amino acids. The transcript has 5 exons. The record is from RefSeq and is a predicted model, not a curated record.